Molecule: messenger RNA, 1600 nt
Organism: Aspergillus steynii IBT 23096
Lineage: Eukaryota; Fungi; Ascomycota; Eurotiomycetes; Eurotiales; Aspergillaceae
Exons: 2
Coding region: 491-1234 (247 amino acids)
Source: RefSeq, a predicted model, not a curated record
CUGAGAUGCACGUCAUCGUUGGAUACGUUGCGUUCGUAUCUGAUAUGGCUCUGCGGCUGCGCUUGGAUGUGGAGUACACUAACUCUACACUUAGGCCGGUCCCAAUAAUGACUGACCUUCUCUUUGACUGCCCGAAACGAACAUUGCACCUUCGGGCAUCUACAGCCCCUCCUUGACCUUUCUCUAUUAAACCAUCGCCGCCCUUCACCCAAAUGCAAUGGGCUCUACAUUCUAUACCCGCAUCUCGCUCACUGUUCUGGCUCGACUCACUGCCUAUCCCCAGCCAGGUGUAUAUCUCAAGCCAGACUGACCACCGAUCUGCCCCGUCACCACCCUCUAUCUAGUAUCCCCCAACCAAACAACAACAACAACAACAACAUACCGCACUCAUACCUUGUUGGACAUCCAUCCCCGGCCGGCCUCACUUUAUCCAGUCCUAGGCAUGUCUUUGUAUACCUUGUCUGGAAAUCAAAUAUGGGGGAAGUCACCCAUGGACCCCACUCCAACAGCCGACAAGGUCGGUUACUCAGCCUGCAACCAGUACGAUAUUCCAAGAUCUGAAGAUGACCUGGGCGAGCAAGAAGAUCUUGUGGCGCGGUUUGCCAGACAGAUGACUAUGGCAGCAACCCAAACGCCGUCCGGCGCAUCUUCGCAAGCCCCGCUCCCCAUCGUCUACAGUAUUACACAGCACUAUCAUCACUCUUCGCAUGUAGCUCAUGGGGGUACUCCUGAUGGCGCCCAGAAGGGGCACGUUCUAAUGUCUUCUGACCCGACCAGGUUGGACGGGAUACUGAUGAGUCAUGACGUUGAUCCCUCAUCCCUUUCAUCAAUGCAACGUCGGCUCUUUGAACAUGCGAUGCCAGACCAACGCGCCCGAUUGCUUCAAAUGUGGCAAAUAUGCCCCGCAAAUUCUUUGAGUAUUGCUGAAACCAUGGAGGGAGGUCAUGCUCGAAACCUGGCAGAUCGACCUACUCGUACUGCGCCUAACCAAACAAUGCAGCCGUCUCACUUUUACGAUGUCGAGAUGUGCGAUCAGGUUCAGGGUGAUAAUAAUGAUGAUGGUCACCGAUACGCCGAGCCUUAUAUGGUUUCCGGCUAUGACGAUAUUGACCAGAAAGACUGUGAGCAGAGAGCUCAUGCAUUCAUGUCGUUAACGGUUGAACCUACCACUGGGGCACCAUACAAGAUCGCAAACGAUCCUGUUUAUGGUAUUGGAGGGUCAGGAGUGGUGUGAGCAACAAGCAGAUUGUGCGUAUUCGGACCCCAAUGCUAUAACGAUAGGUGCAGUCUGUGACUCGAAUCGAGGAGGGACCCAAUCCGCAUUCGUUAUCAUCUUCUAGGGAUUUGAAAUGCCGUGAAUUAUCAGAAAUUUGUUCUUCUAACUACUAAAGUGGUCAUGGCGCUAUACAUUUGUGAUUUUCGUCAUGUGAGAUGGUAUACAGAAAUGGGUCUAUACAUAGGUCAAGAUCAGAUGCCUACAAGCAAGGUAUAGUCUUCGCUUGAACAUGAGUUUUUGAUGGGAUUUUUCAUUUCCUACUUCAGCAACCUAGACCUCGUCAAAGGACAUAAGCUGCUGUCAAGCGUAAUGACCAAAAAUAAA